This is a messenger RNA of Myxocyprinus asiaticus (Chinese sucker), 4387 nucleotides long. Its product is annotated as LIM domain-containing protein 1-like. Gene Ontology annotation, molecular function: transcription corepressor activity. The record is from RefSeq and is a predicted model, not a curated record. The transcript has 8 exons. The coding region runs from base 588 to 2318 and encodes 576 amino acids. Gene Ontology annotation, cellular component: P-body; nucleus; adherens junction. Lineage: Eukaryota; Metazoa; Chordata; Actinopteri; Cypriniformes; Catostomidae. Gene Ontology annotation, biological process: response to hypoxia; negative regulation of hippo signaling; positive regulation of miRNA-mediated gene silencing.
CGAGGCGGGAGUCGUGACUCGUGCGCUCUCUCUGCGCGGAAAAGAGUUCGUUAAAAGGAAUCGUUUAAACUCGCUUGACGAGAAGAGUUCGUUAGAUUUCCGAUGUCCUUGAAAUCGGUCGAGUUUCAUUCGAGUUAAACUGAGAGACAUCUGAACUGCGCUGGAAAGUUUUGCUCGAGUCCUUUUCUUUUUAGUUCGUUAAUAGUUUCAGCUUUUUGUCGCUCUGCUCAUCUUCAGUGUUUUUAUUCAUUGGCUGACAGAAUGUCGCCUGCUUUUUCGUGAAAUAGCUUUUCCCGCUCACGUUUGAAGUAUUUUUGCGGGUUCACUUGAAUCAAAUCUGUGUGCGUGUGUUUGUGGUGUUUACUUUGUGGAAAGCUAAACUUUUUGUUUGGGUUUUGUCAUUUUGAGUGACUUUAUUCGUGGCUGUUCACUAGCGAACAGUUUUAAACAGCUGUUUUCCGUCAGUUUGCGUCUUGAAUCAAUGGUUUGCCUAAGUUCACUGCUGGAGACCCUCUACUGACAGAAGGCGUUUUAAAACAUUACUAUCUACCUGUUUUAGUGCCGUUUAACGGGUUCCUGUUGCAAACAUGGAUAAAUACGACGAUUUGGGACUUGAGGCGAGUAAAUUCAUCGAAGACCUGAACAUGUAUGAAGCGUCGAAGGACGGCUUGUUUCGCGUCAAGAGAGAUGCGGGAAAUAACCCGGAUUUUGAAGAAACUAGGAGAGUUUUUGCCUCCAAAAUGACUAAAAUACACAUGCAGAAGCAGCAAGAGGAGAUGGCAAGGAACAGUUUGGCAGCAAGAAUGAAUGGAAACCACGAGAAAGUGUCAGAUAACACAUUGUACACCAAAGACAGACCACCCAUCAACAGUUUUAGGCAGGGGGGUGAAGCAGCAGCCAAACCACCCAUCAUGUCUGGACCAAUGACUGGCACUGCCAGUGUGAAUCCAUACAUAUCUCAUGAAGGACAAAAACAUCACCCAGCCAGCCUAAAUGAUGGAUCCAACAGGAGUUAUGGGAACAGUUAUGACAAUAAGGACAUUGGGAAUGCUUAUAACCCAAUACCAGUGCCAGCACGGGCAGCACCCUCUAGCAGCCCCCCUGGCACAUGGGCAUCAAGGAGUGGUUACCCUUCUCAAACACCACCAUCCCCGCUCUCUAACAGCUUUUCCUCCUCUGGUUCACCUGGAGUCACUCCUCCAGUGUGCCAGGGCUUUCCUCAAACCUUUGCCCCAUCAGGGAAGUCUCUCUCACAGUCGCCCACAGGAACCUACGGGGCUCCAGUGGACCCAUAUCGACAACCUCAGCAGAUCAGUCCUGCCCAGUGGUCUGCCAGUGUACAGACAUGUCAGAACGGGGUACCUCAUAACAUUGGCACCUCACCUGGCCAGGUGACCCCACCUCCACUGUCCCAUGGAGGAAAGCAAGGUGAGUUGCCCCAACAAAAGAGCAUCGCCCCAACCAUAGGACAAAGCCAGGGCAGCUCAGCCGUGCCCGCUCCCACAUCGGUGGCUCCUGUUGAGUCUGCCCAUGAUGAAUGCUCGAGCCCUUCUCGGGCACUCAAACUGCCAUGCCAGACCCUCCAUAUACAGACAGAUCAGGGGCCAUCUGUGGCUGAAAUAAAAUUAGAAGCUCUAACUGAACGCCUGGAAAAGGAGAUGGACGCCCAGCCAAAGGCUGAGUACUUUGGCAGUUGUGUGAAGUGCAGCAAGGCUGUUUAUGGAGCCAGUCAGGCGUGUCAGGCCAUGGGCAGCCUGUAUCAUGACGGUUGCUUCACUUGUAGUGCCUGCAGUCGAAGGCUCCGUGGGAAAGCCUUUUACUUUGUCUGUGGGAAAGUGUUUUGUGAAGAGGACUUCCUGUACUCUGGGUUCCAGCAGUCUGCUGACAAAUGCAAUGUGUGUGGACAUUUAAUCAUGGAUAUGAUCCUGCAAGCUUUAGGAAAGUCUUACCAUCCAGGCUGCUUCCGCUGUGCCAUCUGUAAUGAGAGUUUAGAUGGAGUGCCUUUCACUGUGGACACUGAGAAUAAGAUCUACUGUGUCAAAGAUUACCACAGAGUUCUUGCACCGAAAUGUGCAGCAUGUAAUCAGCCAAUUCUGCCCUCUGAGGGGUCAGAUGAAACCAUUCGUGUGGUCUCCAUGGACAAGGACUACCACGUAGAGUGCUAUCAUUGUGAGGACUGUCAUAUAGAGCUGAAUGAUGAGGAGGGUCACCGCUGCUAUCCUCUGGAAGGACGUCUGCUCUGUCACGCAUGUCACCUCAAACACAUGGAGCCUGCCUCCCCUCAGUCUACAGCGAACAGCUACCACUGUCAGUUUUAAACAUCUGCCACCCCCUUGUGGCUGUUCAGAGACAUCAGCUUUGCCAAAGCUACUGGACAAUUACACAACUAAAAAGUCACAGCUGAAGUGGAGAUACAUUAUUAUUUCAUAUUGUUUUAUUUCUGAAUUAUUUAGAACAUUACUGACUAUUAAUAUUUUAUUAGAUUGAAUUAAAAAUGAAAGUAAUUUAGCUUGUAUGAUACAAAUGCUGUACACAAUGAGCCACUGGCUUAUGAAAAACUAUUGCUACAGAUUUUUGUAAAUCGGACAACUGUUACUGUUUCGAUUACAAACAUUUUUUAAUAUGAAUUUAUGCUUGAAUGGCACCUAAAGUGUGAUAUGAUCUUACCGGCCAUUAAACUGUGUUUGGCUUUAUUUUUAUAUAAUGACAAAGCAAUACCUUUUUUAAUCAUUUUAAAAAACUAUAUUUAAGUACACUUUUAAACUUAGAAUGAAUUUUUAGUCACAUUUGGUACUUGGCAAGUGUUAAUUAAUUUUAGACACUGCUAACAAGUCAUACAAGUUUCAACUAUUUUUCUGAGAUCCUUUGAAAUCUUGUUUUUAUCAGUGCAUUGCACUGUCUAUUGGACAGAAUUCUGGGAAGCCUGCACCCUAUAUUGUUCCGGAUAUAUAUAUAUAUGAAAACAGCGUUUUUGAAAUAAUCUCUGUCCACACUGCCGUUUUCAGCCGUUUUCCAAAAGUUGCUCGUCUGCACUGAACUGUCUGAAAACGCUUAAAUCCUUUACUGUGCAUGCGGGAAAUAAAAUGGAAGAAGCAUGGCCCUGCGUCAUUUCCAUGUACGGUCUGAAAUGCAAUUGUCCUCGUUCCGUCACCGGACAGCAAUUCCGAGUAAACUUCCUGUCGCUUUUGAAGGAAUGUAAUGUGAAGGUUGUACAAAGUAACAAUGCUUUAUCUUUAAUAAUAUUAUCAAAGUGAAUGACAGGUACAACAAUGCUGCUACAACAUGUGCCUCCAUCUUGAUUGUUUUGGGUUGAAUGGAUCACUUGGCUGUCACUUGACAACAAAUAUGUCAUCGUUUUUGAAUAUCUCAGUUUUCCCUGUCCACACUACAAUGUGAAGAUGCUGUUUAAUAAUUUAUCCACUUAGGAGAGCGUUUUCGAAAAGCUCAGUUUUCACUGAAUAAAAACACCGUCUCGGUGUGGACGGAAGGUCAAAACGUAGCGAAAUUAAUGUGUUUUCAAAUGAAAACGUGUUAGUGUGGACAUAGCCUAACUGAUUGGAACACAAUACACCAAUUACUCUUAAUUCAAGAGGCCAUUAUCCUAAAGGUUCACAUACUUUUACUAUUAAUAAUAACGAGUGCGUUUACAUGCACAAUCUUACAUAGAUUAUGCUUAAAAAGCCAACAACGUGUAUGGUCAAACGGUUUUUCUUUAUCGGUGUAAGGUAGCACAACCCAGUCGGCACACACAGAUUUUUGCCCAUUACCCUGAUUUUUAGUGGCAUGUAAACACCUUUACCAGCUUUCUAACCAGCUUUUUCAGUGUGCGCAAUGUGCACUGUUUACGUUUUGACAUCAAAAGCGGAGAAAAACCGGAUGAUUUCAAACAUGUGAAUUUGUGUUUACAUGUUGAUUUUCUUGCAUUGAAUGAUUUUUUAAUCAUCUAAUUUUUGAUAGUUAUUAUCAGCAUUUUGCUGUGCAUGUAAAUGUAACUUUUGUACCAUUUGCUCAAAAACGAAUGUUGUGUUGUUUGCUAAGUUGGUGGAUGAAUUAGAUCACAAUAGCCAUUCUUGCUGAAAUGAGAUAAUUUCAAUAAGUUUCAAAACUUUUUCCACUUAACAGCAGAUAAUGGUGAACCGAUCUUCAAGCCAAAUGUUACUCCUGCAUCGCUCACAUGGGAAAGACCUAAUAAAUCAUUUAUACCCGUUUUCACGGGUUAAGCAGGUGAUAACUGUUGAUUGUGUGCAUUGGUUUAUGUACAUUCUCAGAUGUAUUCAUCUUCAGUAUUACUUGUUUAUCUAUCUGCUUAAAAAGUAGAAUGUGAUGAGCUUAUUUCACAUUUUGUGUUAUGCCAAUGAUUUCUUAAAUAAAACUGAAAAUAUUUGUA